AUGGACCGCGACCGCGACAAUCCGGGACGAGAAUCCCCCUCUUCGAGUCGGAAGCGACAAAAAAGGUCGCCGUCUCGUGGUGUCUCUGCCGAACCCGCGCUGGCAAAUCCCCCACCACCUGCCGUCACGGUACAGCCAGUUUCCGAAAACGAGUAUCGGCUGGCCGCCCAGUUGGCUGACUCCCGCCGCGAGGCCGAGGCGCUUAGACGGGAGCUUGACGCGGUCCGGAAGAAAGCGGACAGGCUACAGGCUCUCGUGCAUUCACCACAGAGUAGUCAUUCGAACGAGGCAGCAUACCGGGAGAGGCUGGCGCGGGCGGAGGCAGCGUUGCAGGAGGCAGAGCGGAAGAGACGCCACGUCGAAACACACUGGAUCCAUGCGGAACGGAACCUAUCGGUUAUCCAUGCCCAGGCGGCGCAGUCCCGGGCUACGUUUGGUCAAUUUCUCGAGGAAAUGACGACAGGAAUUGACCCACGCCCACUGUCUUCCGGUGUCUCCCAACGCUUUCCACCGUCACGGCCUUCCUCUGCGGCAGGAUAUGUCGCAACACAUCAUCAACGCGGACUUUCAGACGAGGAGGAGAACCAGGACCAGUCGCGAUACAAACGACAGCGUUCGGCAAGUCAUCAUGAAACAAGACGACGGAGCCCGCCACCUCCACUGCCCACUUUACCACCAUUCAGACAUCUACAGCGGCCUCCAGGACCACCAAUGCCGUUUCCAUCCCCUCCCUUGGCAACACAUUAUAUUCCCCCACAAGAAACCAUUCCCCCGAUUCGGUCACCGUCGAGCACCCGGUCCAGUCACACAUAUCCAAGUCGGCCUUCGCUUCCCCAGAUAUACUCCCCCGUCGAGCCUGAAGCGGGUACAUCGCGACGAAGUCGGACACCAACGCAAAGCGCGAGUUUUCCUCGCCACUCUAGUCAAUCACCCACAAACUCCCGGUAUCCCCCGAUCCGUCCCGCCCUGCCCCCUACAACAAUCCCGAUUCCUCCUGCAGCUAGUGAGCUCCAAAUUAUCCACGACCGCUCGCCCCCGCCGCCCCCGCCAAUUAUGCGGCCGUCCUCUCCUUAUGGCCAACUCGACUCGCAAACGGUGCCGCACACCACGGCUGGCGUCCCCGCGAGCGGGAACUACCAGCACCGGUUCCAGGCGCAGGUGCCUAUCGGCAGUGCAUACGGCCGACGGGAGAGUGGCGAGCCGGGCUUUGGCGGGUACUACGCCCGGGGAGAGGGCGGGCCGGGCCGGAAGCCGACGGUGAAGUUGGGGACCUACGAGACGGUUAUUUUCUCGCUGGGCGAUGAGCAGGUCCCGCGGUACCCUGGACAGAUGCAGGCGUCUACUAGCCUCGAGGCUAUGCAGCCCGGAACCGGGAGCGUAAUAGGGAGAGGAAGUUUGUCGAGACCUGGGCCAAGCCGGCUCAGACGAAGGAGCCGAAGUCGGAGUAGGGAAGGCAGCCCCGGCCCGGAGCCGGAGGAAGAGCAGCGAGGCGCACGGUCCCAGAGACGGUGA
Messenger RNA from Mycena indigotica, 1512 nucleotides. RefSeq lists its product as uncharacterized. The record is from RefSeq and is a predicted model, not a curated record. The coding region runs from base 1 to 1512 and encodes 503 amino acids. The transcript is spliced from 2 exons. NCBI's taxonomy places the organism in Eukaryota, Fungi, Basidiomycota, Agaricomycetes, Agaricales, Mycenaceae.